Molecule: messenger RNA, 6052 nt
Organism: Notolabrus celidotus (New Zealand spotty)
Lineage: Eukaryota; Metazoa; Chordata; Actinopteri; Labriformes; Labridae
Gene: selenoi
Product: selenoprotein I
Exons: 10
Biological process (GO): phosphatidylethanolamine biosynthetic process
Cellular component (GO): endoplasmic reticulum membrane; Golgi apparatus
Molecular function (GO): ethanolaminephosphotransferase activity
Source: RefSeq, a predicted model, not a curated record
GCUGCUGAGCCACAGUCCGCUGAAUGUGUGCUGUCUGUGGGAGUGGCCAACAUGUUUCGACAUCACCUCACCCGGCGUGAACGAUACCGACCAAGCUAAAUGGUGCUUCGACACGGCAGCUAACGUUUGGGAUUUACAUUUCCUAAAGGAAGAGAUCUUCAUUUAUGUUCUUGUGGAGCCAGACCCGACCACCAUGGCUCUUUACGAAUAUGUCACUCAGGAGCAGCUCGCGGGCUUCGACAAAUACAAGUACAGCGCGGUGGACUCCAACCCCCUGUCCAUCUACAUCAUGCACCCUUUCUGGAACUUUGUAGUGAAGUUUUUACCGACAUGGCUGGCUCCAAACCUCAUCACAUUUACAGGAUUUAUGUUUCUUGUCUUGAAUUUCUUAAUGUUGGCCUUCUAUGACUUUGACUUCACUGCCUCUGCUGCAGGGCAUGUACAUGUGCCUAGCUGGGUCUGGGUUGCUGCAGGGAUCUUCAACUUUUUGGCCUACACACUUGAUGGGGUUGAUGGUAAACAGGCUCGUCGCACAAACUCCUCCACGCCGCUAGGGGAGCUGUUUGACCACGGGUUGGACAGUUGGGCCUGCAUCUUCUUUGUGGCCACCGUCUACUCCGUAUUUGGUCGUAUGGAAAGUGGUGUGGGCGUCGCCACGUUGUAUUACAUCCUGUGGGUGGUGCUGUUCUCUUUCAUACUGUCUCACUGGGAGAAAUAUAACACCGGCAUCUUGUUCCUGCCCUGGGGGUAUGACAUCAGCCAAGUGACCAUCUCACUUGUUUACUUGGUCACUGCUGUGGUCGGCGUGGAAACAUGGUACCAGCCACUCCUGUGGCAUUUCCUGUACAGAGACCUCUUCACCUUCAUGAUCAUUGCAUGUUCCUUCACUGUGACCUUACCCAUGAGCCUCUUCAACGUCCUGAAAGCUCAUCGCAGUACCACUCUGAAGCACAGCAGCCUGUAUGAAGCCCUCCUGCCCUUCCUCUCUCCCGUCCUCCUCUUCGUCUUGUCUACAACGUGGGUUGUCUUCUCUCCCACCAACAUCCUCGAGCUGCAGCCCAGGAUCUUCUACCUCAUGGUGGGAACAGCCUUUGCCAACGUCACGUGUAAGCUGAUUGUGUGUCAGAUGAGUAACACACGGUGCCAGCCACUGAGCUGGCUGUUGCUGCCGAUGGCGGCGGUGGUGUUGCUAGCGGUGACACAGGUGGUUGGCAACGAGACGCUACUGCUGCAUCUUUGGACGGCUGCUGUCAUACUAGCACACAUACACUAUGGCGUGUCAGUGGUACAGCAGCUCAGCAGUCACUUCAACAUCCUGGCCUUUUCGCUGAAGAAACCCAACAGUGACUGACAGGAGGAGGAACGAAUCGGCUUGAAAGGAGCAGAGGUUUAGGCUCCUCCCCUCUUCUGCUUAUCGACACUUCACUCUCAUCACCACGGAAACCGCAUCCCCUCCCCUCCAUCUCUGAGGACACUGCAAGUGGAACUGACUGUGGCCCCUUUUUUCCACUGUCCCCAAGCACGCACACACGCACUCUCAGACACACAUUUCUAACCAACACACCAACCGAACUCUGGUCUUGACGGUGGGGCGGGCUCAGGGGCCCUGGCUUCCGUCAUUGGUGAUUGGCCAACUUGGUUGAGCCAAUGAGGUGCAAUUGUUUCCUACGGAAAUGUGCUUCAGUCGUGAGGACAGGAGCCCUGAUGACACACGCAGACACACACAUUAACACAAUAUUCUGCUUUGGUGCAGAUUUCUUGUGGCUUUUAUUUCAAAUACACACACAGCCACACACACUCUCUCACAUAUUUGCACUCACAUAGUCUUAUGAAUGUAUAAUAUGCCUUUGGGAAUCGCCAUUUAAGUUUUAUUAUAUUAACAGGAAUGCCUCAAGAAGUGUUGUUUUGAACUCGACCUUUAAACCUUGAAAUUCUGGCUCCUAACAACCACAGCUGUCCAGAGGUUAAAGGGUCAGUCACCUUUUUAUCAUCAGAGGAUUUCCAGAUGGAAAUCUCAGUGAUGUCUGUUAAUACUUAUAAAUAUCAAAUGUGUGUUUAGGGUUAGGGGCAUUUUAUUUUGAAACCAAUAUGAGAAUUAUAAAAGGAAUAGAUGACUCCUGUGAAACUUAGUCUAAAUUAAUUUCCCUCUAGUUAAUACUAAACAAUGCUCUGUGGUGACGGCUGUUGGGGACGAACAGAGUCAGGUUAUGACCAACCAGGCCACGAAUUGACCAGGCUGACCUUUGACCUUUACUCACCUUCCACUCUGACCUCUGUCCAAGCACUGGCCUCUCGGCUCCCCCUUCCUUUGAGGUGUCGUGUCUUCAUGCUGAUUCGUUGGGUUUCUUUUUUUUUUUUACUUUAAUUUUAUACACCUAUACAGUGUAUGCUUUAGUUUGUGCGUUGUCCAGUUCUGUUUGUGGUUUAGUUGCGCAGCGCUUGAAUGAAGAGUGUGUUCAAAACCCGUCAACGGAGCGGACUCACUCUGAGGGAACAAGCAGUCGCACAGGACACCGCAAACGCCACACCACCACCUGGCAACAUGCGCUACUUAUCACGCACACACACAUGUAUUAUCACACCUUUUAUACCGCCUGUCUGUCAGUCAGAUAACUUGUAUUUUCAUGUUUGUUUUUUUCUCAGUCUGUCAAACACUGUUCAUCUGUGUGAUUCAAAAUAUGUCUUCGUGCUGAAGAUGGAUUUUCAGUUGUUGCAGACUGGAAUUCAGUGACUAAUCAAACUGGUUUUCACUGCAGGGCCGAAUAAGAUUUGAUUUAUCAUCUGUGUAACUUCUCAUUGUAAACCUAUCAGUCUGCCAAUGGGGUUGUAGUCAGAAGGAAAUAAGUCUUUCUUAGUUUAACCAGACACCUGUUGAAGAUUUCUUGGUGUGCUCACAAGUCUCUUGAUUCAAGCUUGGCCUAGUUGGAAGCUUUCUAAUUUCAGCCCCUUAAGUCUGGUUAGGCUCUGUCGUGCAUCAGUCAAACUCAGCAGAGGGAUCCGGUCAUUAAACCAUUUGUUGACUGUAUAUUGAUGUGGACAAAGCGCCUCCAUGUUCCUUCUAUUUUGAGAUGUGAAGCCAAAAUGCUGACUCAAUGGGUGCUGACAUGUUGGGCUAGUGCAUCCAAGGCAUGUGCAGAAGUGAUCUGGCUGGUGGAGCCAUGGGUUAAAGAUCCGGUCAGGUCGAAACAGUGCACAGCAGAGUGGAUUGUUGUACUGAUUUGAAGUAGACACUCAGUGUGGCAGGUUCAAUGAUUCUUCACUCUUGAGUGAGUGUCACGUUUUCAUUUGCCGUUUCUCCUUCAGCCUGCAGAUCCAGUAAAGAACGCUCGUCUUCAUCUUUUUAAAAUCAACUGAUCCAAACUUAAUUUGUCAUAUAAAUGAACACAUAUAAAUCAGCAGAAGAACUACCUAUAGAGACAGAAACAUGUCUGAAAAAAUUAAUCAAAUUGCAGUUUGAUUUUGAACUCUGACCCAUGUUCCAUCUGUUAACAUGAAGGAGGCGGGGUUUAUGACCCAUACUGACAGUCACCAGGGAGUGCUCCAGAUAUCUUAGUUUCACAGUGAGUGAACAUGUGUGGCAUCCAUUUGAACAUACAGUCUAUGAUUUGUCCAGUGUCUGUGUUGGUGUUGAAAUUAACCAGAGUAACUCUUGUUGUAAAAGCCCACACCUGCUUUGUGAACAGGUUAGGAGUAAUGUUUGUCUGUAACCUGACUGGAGAUCAAGUCUGAAUGUUAAUCAUCUCAGUAAAAUGUGACAUUAGACCUGUGAGAAAGUUAAUGGGACACAGUAGAUUCACUGGGGAGGAAAGAUGUGGAUCAUUUUUACUAAUCACCUUUGUACAUAAAGUUUUAUCAAGCAGCACUGAACAUGUAGACCACAGCUUCAUCGUGUCCCUGCAGUACUGUAAUAACUGGGAAAAGCAGCGUAAGAUCCAAAUCUACUGCCAUUACACCUUGUAAAGAAGCUGACUUUGGCUUGCAGCACUUCUGCCACUGGAUUGUAUUCACAUGAUAAAAUCUGAAUUCUAAUCAGACACAUUUGUAAUGAAGCCCCUCAUCUGUGACUCCGGAGACUGUAGAUUGUAGUGACGUGAGAACAACUGUGACAGACGUAACUGUUUUUCUGGUGAGUGCGUGCACUGUCUGAGCAUUUGCGCAUCUGUGUGUACAAGUCAAUGUACUCUGUAUGUGUGCAUAUCUGUGUAAAUACAUGUAUUAUUUCUGUAAUUUUUAUUUUUUAUUUGAAAUUUACAAGUGGAAUUGUUUUCUGUGAGCCUGAUUUCACCAAAUAUUCAAGGUUCAUUUUCAGACCAGAGGAUGCAAAUCAGCAGUUUUCUUACCAUCAGCUAUGAAACUACCGAGGUACACGUCCUAGAUGAUACAGAAGAGGUUUUGUUUGAACACUUUUUUAUCUCCUGUGCCCGCCUGGCUGAUUUUGUUUAACAGUACGAGGGGACAGGCUCUGGGUGGGAAAACCUUUAACCCAGGCUGCCAACACUACAAACAAUGCAAACUGUAACACAGGAUCUCAUUUCAUAUCACUUCAGCUGGAUGAGAAAAAUGUGCCAUUCAAUAAAACAUCAGAAAAGAGGCAGAUUAAAUUAUACAUGACGUUCUUAUCCAGCUGCUAAUUAAUUCAAUUAGUUUUAUUAGAACAGUUCCUUGCUAAUUUUCAGGGUAUUUUUUGUAGUGUUUCCCUCAGCGUCACUCACCACUUUCUAGGGAACAGUCUUAAUCCCCUCUGGAUCAAUGAACUGAGCUGCUCAAAUCGUGACUAAGAUGUUGUUUAAGCUGCCCUGCCAAACACAGCAGGGCUCCAGCGUGGCUACUUGUGAUGUUGUAUUUAACCAGUGAGAGAAAGGACUGUCCAGAAACAAAUAAAAAGAAAUUUUCUUUAACCACUUUUGAGUGUCAUGGCCAGAAAUGUUCAUUUUCAUAAGCUGAAGUUGCUUUGAUUUCCACAAGAGGGCAGCAGAGAGCAGUGGAGAGCUUUGAGCUCUGAGUAGUUACACUAGUUCAGGGCUAUUCAAUUACAUAUUUGGUCGGGCCGGUUUUUCAGAUUAAGGACAUGAGCUGGGCCGGACAUUUUUAGCAGUGAGCAAAGUUAACCAUUUAAAAGAAAAACAAAUAGAUAAGAUAACAAACACACUGGAUGUUUAUUAACGUAUUGUCACACCCAUAAGGGCAAAAACAAAAUAAAAGGGCAGCACUGGUCAGUGUUAGUAAAAGAAGUCGGACCCAAGUCACAAUCACUCGAGGGUUACUUUCGGGCCGCUCGAGGGUUGCUUUCGGGCCGCAUGUGGCCCGCGGGCCCUAAUUGAAUAGGUCUGAAUAGAACAUCUUUACAGGCUAGUCCACGUCUACCACAGUACAACAAAAUGCAUUUUCUUGUCAUAUGAGCCAGUCAAAAAUCAUGUUACAUUUCUGUCAUUUUUUCGAGUUUACUCUGCAAGUAUCCUGAUCCACCUGGUGUAUAGAAACAGUGAGUAUGGCUUCUUUAAGUUUAUGGGGGUGCAUUUGUGACAGGGUUGAUAGAAAAUAACUCCUACUGACAACAGAUUAUAUAUGUUUUUUAUUUGUUUUUGUUUUUUCUUCGUACACAUUAUGGUGAUAUGCAAACUGGAAGCUGAAUGAUCAGGAUACUAAACCCAAAUGAACCUUGCAACAGUGAAAGUGUGGUUUCCAAAACUGUGGACUAAUGGUUAUUAAUUCAUUGAACAAAAAUCGCAUACAGACAGCACAUUUUUAACCUAGCAUAAAACUGCAUUUUAUACUAGCUUAAAGCACGUGUCACAGACACCUGUUCUAUCCACAGUCACUGGUACAAUCCGACAUUAUGACGACAUAAUAAGACAAUCCAAUCCAAAGUAUAAGAACGAUGCUCUCUGCUGGACUCAGCUCACUUUGCCUUUGAGUUUACUGAGAGAGAAAGAGAUCACUGAGAGAGCAAGAGAUCACUGAGAGAGCAAGAGAUCACUGAGAGGACAAGAGGUUACUUUUUGACUCGAUAAAACUGCACUAACAAGCGAUUAACUACCACCACAAUGUCUUU